GUUCCACAACUGUCAAAACGACCGCGAUCCAUUUCAUCGGCUACGCUUCUCUGGAGCAGAGAAGAUAAGGUUCCUAUUUUCGCUUGCGAGGAGCAGCCAUGGUCGAAGCUUCAAGGAUUUUCCACUCUGCUCUAGUUCCCAACUUCUGUCUUCUCCAAAAGGCCCACACAACCAAGCCCUACACAGCCGCCUGUCGUAGGCACUCGAUUCAUUGCUCCGUCUCGACCAGUGACAGUGCCAGAGUAGCAGUGACCGAGCAGAUUCCAUGGGGAUGCGACAUCGAUUCGUUGGAGAACGCUUCUGCUCUGCAGAAAUGGCUGUCGGAUUCGGGCCUCCCUCCCCAGAAGAUGGCCAUACAGAGAGUGGAUGUUGGGGAGAGAGGGCUUGUGGCUUCGAAGAAUGUCAGGAAAGGGGAGAAAUUACUCUUCGUGCCGCCCUCCCUUGUCAUCUCCGCGGACUCGGAGUGGAGCUGCCCUGAGGCUGGGCAGGUGCUAAAACGUAAUUCAGUACCAGAUUGGCCACUGAUUGCUACCUACUUGAUAAGCGAAGCAAGUCUAUUGAAAUCAUCAAGAUGGAACAACUAUAUAUCAGCCUUACCUCGGCAACCUUAUUCGCUUUUGUACUGGACACGUGAAGAGCUAGAUCGGUAUCUGGAAGCAUCAGAGAUCAGAGAAAGGGCGAUAGAAAGGAUCACAAAUGUUGUUGGAACAUACAAUGAUUUAAGGGUCAGAAUAUUCUCUAAACAUCCUGAAUUAUUUCCUGAAGAGGUAUUCAAUAUAGAAACUUUUAAGUGGUCAUUUGGGAUCCUUUUCUCUCGACUGGUUCGAUUACCCUCGAUGGCUGGAAAGGUUGCAUUGGUUCCCUGGGCAGAUAUGCUGAAUCAUAACUGUGAGGUGGAGACUUUCUUGGAUUAUGAUAAAGCAUCCCAAGGUGUUGUCUUUACAACAGAUCGAGCAUACCAACCAGGUGAGCAGGUGUUCAUUUCAUAUGGCAAGAAAUCUAAUGGAGAGCUGUUGUUGUCAUAUGGCUUUGUUCCAAGGGAGGGAAGCAAUCCUAGUGAUUCUGUUGAAUUGUUACUGUCACUAAAAAAAUCUGAUAAAUGUUACAAGGAGAAGCUGGAAACACUGAAAAAGCAUGGAUUAAGAGCAUCUCAGUGUUUUCCUAUUCAAGUCACUGGUUGGACUUUAGAAUUGAAGGCAUUUGCUUACUUAGCUGUCAGUCCACCAAGUAUGAGCAAUCAAUUUGAAGAGAUGGCUGCUGCAGCAUCAAACAAAUCAACAGCAAAGAAGGAUUUAAAUUACCCCGAUAUAGAGGAGGAAGCACUGCAGUUCAUAUUGGAUAGCUGUGAAACAAGCAUAUCAAAAUAUAACAAAUUCUUGCAGGCAAGCGGAUCCAUGGAUUUGGAUGUGACAUCGCCAAAACAACUGAACCGUAGAGUAUUUUUGAAACAGCUAGCAGUAGACUUGUGCACUAGUGAACGAAGGAUACUUUUCCGAAGCCAAUAUAUACUGAGAAGAAGAUUGAGAGACUUAAGAAGUGGUGAAUUGAGAGCUCUGAGACUGUUCAGAGGGUUUGGAAAACUUUUUAAAUGAUUGGUUUCGGUAUAAAGCUCUCUCGACUGUAGAAUGAACCGUGACGAUGUAGAACGAGCAUGCUUGUCAUUGAAGUAACUCAUGCUGAGCUUUCCCCACCAUUGUUUCCAGCUUGAGAAUUAAAGUGGCCAACCUAUAUAGCAUCAAAGGUUCAAAAAUGACCACCAUGUUUAGGAUGUUCAACAAAGUGAAAUAGGCAAAAGAUCUUCAUUUUGUAAGUUCUAUAUCUUGUUGGAUUAAUCUCGAGUAUCGUUGUCGAAUUUAUGUGAUAAGAUGGAUUUGAGAAGCGAGUAGCUUUCGAUUCAACGAAGUAUUGAUUUCAUUUCGAUGUAUGGUUGCAUUGUGAUGUUAUUGUAGCUGUUUUCUUCUAUGGUUGGGAAUGUAUAACAUAUUUUCAUAACUUCUCAGCUGGAGAACAACUCAUAGUUGAUGGAUCUUUCCUCAUGCCA
Messenger RNA from Momordica charantia (bitter melon), 2041 nucleotides. Its product is annotated as Rubisco methyltransferase family protein. Lineage: Eukaryota; Viridiplantae; Streptophyta; Magnoliopsida; Cucurbitales; Cucurbitaceae. Gene Ontology annotation, cellular component: chloroplast. Gene Ontology annotation, biological process: peptidyl-lysine monomethylation. Gene Ontology annotation, molecular function: protein binding; [ribulose-bisphosphate carboxylase]-lysine N-methyltransferase activity; protein-lysine N-methyltransferase activity. The record is from RefSeq and is a predicted model, not a curated record.